Suillus discolor is the source of this 930-nucleotide messenger RNA. RefSeq lists its product as uncharacterized. The record is from RefSeq and is a predicted model, not a curated record. The coding region runs from base 1 to 930 and encodes 309 amino acids. Lineage: Eukaryota; Fungi; Basidiomycota; Agaricomycetes; Boletales; Suillaceae. The transcript has 3 exons.
AUGGUCGCACAGGUUCAGAAUACUCCAUCUGGUGUGAAACAAGGCGGUGAUCCCCAAUCGGCACUUCGAGACGCCAAAAAGGCUGUCAAAGGCAUGAAUCUACCUUCAGGGCCUGUAGAAUCUGGGGCGUCCGCCGCCCAAAACGCAUCAGGGGAUCUCGAGGACGCAUAUAUCUUCCAGGAUACAUAUCUUCAACCCCUCAGGAUAUUCGACGAUAUUAUCGGGCAGCUCGCAGAUGUACAUCCAUAUGCAAAGAUUGCACUGGGCGUCUUGUCUUGUGCUUCAAAAAUGGUCAUCGCCCAAUCGGACCGCGAUCAAGCGGUCCAUCGUCUUGUCGACAAGUUGGAUCAGGUUUUUGGCUUCAUGAUCCAGGACGAGACGCUUAGCCAAAUUUCAUCAAUGCGCGGUAUUCUUGGACAGAUCUCUCAGCAGACCCUUGAAUGCGCCCGCUUUAUCAGAGAUUAUUCAGAGACCAAGAGCUUCUGUGAGUCUUCAAGCUGUUGCACGUUCCACAUGCUCAGGUUUCCCCCCAUUACAACAGGGGAGAGACUCAGGAAAGACAUUCUCACCGAAACAAACAAUGAAAUUCAACGGUAUAGCGAUGCGUUGGAUGCCCUCAUGCAAAACUUCCGGGACCAAGUUGCUCGGGACGUAGCUAUUUACACCCACCAUACAGGUGAGUAUCGUACCUGUUCCCGAUGCAACAGCUAUACAUUUCUCUUCAGGCGAACUACUGGACCUCAGUGGUAUAACUUAUGCAGCGAACGCAGGGCUAGAUACCAGGAAACAAUGCCUCCAAGGGACGCGCACGGAAGUACUCUCCCAGAUCACAGAUUGGGUGAACAGCACUGGAGACGACGUUCCACGGGUGCUGUGGCUAUCUGGCCCUGCAGGCAAGGGCAAAUCAGCCAUCGCCCACACGAUUGCUAA